Messenger RNA from Pomacea canaliculata, 3264 nucleotides. RefSeq names its product YTH domain-containing family protein 1-like. The record is from RefSeq and is a predicted model, not a curated record. Gene Ontology annotation, biological process: mRNA destabilization. NCBI's taxonomy places the organism in Eukaryota, Metazoa, Mollusca, Gastropoda, Architaenioglossa, Ampullariidae. Bases 210 to 2054 code for a protein of 614 amino acids. The transcript is spliced from 5 exons. Gene Ontology annotation, molecular function: mRNA binding; N6-methyladenosine-containing RNA reader activity. Gene Ontology annotation, cellular component: cytoplasm.
CACGCGGGAUCGAGGCACAUGCGUAGUCGCCGCCAUUGUUCUAACCCGGAGAAGGAAAGACUGUGUUGUUUGUGAACGUUUUUACUGCAGUCUUUGUGAUUUCUGAUCACCCCAAAUUGCUGUCUGAUACAACUUUUGUGCACAAAGAUUGUGUAAAGACUGUGAUUGGACACUUGUGUUAUUUUUUAAGGUGUAGGAACUGAUCUGUGAUGUCGGCAAGUUUGGAUCAGAGGGCGAAAGGACAACCUAACCAAGUGUCCGCAGGACCAGGUAAAGACGGAAUGAAGGAGGAGGAGGCUUACAUGCCCCAGCCACAUCAGAGUGCUUACACCAAUCCAGGCCAGAUGCCAAGUCCAGGUGGAACCGAGUCUUUUUUCCAAAGCUACUAUACCCCAAACAUGUCCUACCCUUUCAUGGGCCAGGGAUUGGGCACGACUGAUGGCCCCUGGUCUAAUGGCGGUGACACCCCGAUGUUCGGUAUGGGCUAUGACUACAGCAGCAUGUACAGUGGAUUUGGGUUCCCUUUCAGUAGCUGGGAAUAUCCAAGUGACUACUGGGGGAAUGCAGCAACACAGCCAACAGCCCGGAAGGAUCCUCGGCCUUACCAGGAAACGGACUAUUAUGGAGAACCACCUAUGAUGCCUCCAGACUAUGGGGUGAUGAAUGGGGCAGGGCCUGACCGCGGUGAUCCCAUGGCUAGCGUGGAACAGGGACUUCGUGGCAUGACCCUUCAUGGCGGCAUCGACAAGAAGAUGGAGGCAGCAGCCAUGGCUUCUGAAGUUAUGGCGGGCAUGCCCAGUCAGGAAAUGGUGGCACCCCCACCUCCCCAGUCCAUCUCUGCUGCAAUGCCUGGCAUGGGAGGUCAAGGGAUGGGCGUUAGCCUAGGAACUGGGAAUGUUGGAGGAGGUGGCUCUGUGCCUAAGAAAACAUCAUGGGCAGCCAUUGCAUCUCAGCCAGCUAGGCCCCAGUCCCAGAUGCGACCCAGGACCAUCCCACGUGCUCCUGUUAAUCCUAACAAGCCUCAUAGCAUGGACAUUGGCACGUGGGAGAGCAGGGGAAGCGCAAGUGUUGGUGGCGGGACUGGCUCAGUAACCAAACCACAGUCCCAGCGCCAAGCUUGGAGUGCUCCUCGCCAGCGCCAGAUGGGUAGUGGCAGCAGCGGCAAUGGUGGGAGUGGAGGACAUGCAGGUACUAAUAGUAACAGCAACAACAGCAGCAGUGGAAGUAGCAGUGGCAGUGGAGGGCAUCAGCAGAACCACCAUGGGGGCAGUUCAGGCAACUCUGGCUCUUUCAGUGGUCAAGGAACCAGCAGUUCUGGUGGCGGUUCAGCUAGUGGCAAUGCUACAUCGCAUCCUGUGCUAGAGAAGCUCAAGCAGGAAAACCAGUACAACCCACGCGAGUUUAACCUUUCUCCCAAGGGGGCUCGUUUUUUUAUUAUUAAAAGCUACUCGGAGGAUGAUAUCCACCGCUCCAUCAAGUACAACAUUUGGUGCAGCACCGAGCAUGGAAACAAGCGCCUUGACCAGGCGUUCAGAGAACGUGAGGGGAAAGGUCCAGUCUACCUCAUCUACUCUGUCAAUGGAAGUGGCCAUUUCUGUGGCAUUGCCCAGAUGGUGUCACCUGUGGACUACAACAAGAACUCUGGAGUCUGGGCACAGGACAAGUGGAAGGGUCAGUUCGAAGUCAAGUGGGUGUAUGUCAAGGAUGUUCCCAACUCGCAGCUGCGUCACAUCCGCUUGGAGAACAACGAGAAUAAGCCUGUGACAAAUUCCCGUGACACCCAGGAGGUGCCUCCUGAGAAGGGCAAGCAGGUACUGAAGAUUCUUCACAACUAUAAGCAUACAACAUCCAUCUUUGACGACUUUGUGCACUAUGAGAAGCGCCAGGAAGAAGAUCAGCAGACCACAACCCCAGGAGGCAGUACCGGAAGCGGACUUCCACAUGGUCAUGCCCAUGAUCGAGGCGAUAGGGGCAGUGGGAGCAGUCAGCGUGGUGGUGGUAGUGGUGGCGGCGGCGGUGGCCGGGACUCUCGCCGUGGAGGCCGCCACAACUAAGCCUUCAUGGUUAAGCCAGUGGUGCAUGCUGGGAAAGGAUGUAACCCCUACUGUGAAGUCCUGUGGCACACUGAAUUGCUCGUGCACAAAAAACCAUCUAUGCUGACUUGCUCGAUGAUGGGGGAAAUCGCUCUGGGUUAUGGAUGAUGCACCUUUUAAUCAACUUGAAGAAUUGUAGUCAUAGCAGACUCUCGCCCUAGGCUUGAUGACUUUGAUUUUCUUCUGCCCACCCCCUCUUCCCUUAAUCUGCUUCUUUUUCUGCCCUUUUUGCCCUUGUUACUAUUCCCCCUUUUCUCUUGUUCCAUCUUCUCUCUGAAUUCUUAACAGUUUUCUGCUUGGUGUUGAUGUGGCUGAAUUACAACCAAAAAAAAAAAGGUUUCUACUGGAGGAUGAUUGCAGAACUUCAUAGGACACAGCCGGGAUGUUAGCCUUUUACUGGCUGUUUUACCAGCAAUUGUUGAGUGGAUUUCAUACGUGUAUGUAGCUUACAACUUUUAUUCUUUUCCUCCCACCCAACUUUUAUGAUAUCCUAUUUCAUAUGGAACCCCAAAUGGGCUUGGUCUCUUUUGCUAGAGUCAAACAUGCACCAGUGGAUUUGAUGCUGAGACAACUGUUGACUUCUGUGCUCUGUUUAUAUGACCAGUGGAGGGUUUUAACAAUUUGUGUUUUCACUCAACUGGAUGCUUGGCAACCACGCCUCUGAGCUGUGCUGUGUAGGUGUUUCGGGCUCAGCCAUGUGAUGCACUGUACAAACAGUUAUAUUCAAGCUGUGUAGAACUGACACAUUUGAACCUACUAUUGGUAUGGACAAAAAAGAAAAUUAAGCAGAAUAAACAAGAAGAAAAUAGACCUUUAUAAAGACAUCUUGAGUGCACUUGUGAUGAAGCCUCAAUAUUUUCCCAAGGCUUUGUGCUACAAAGACUGGAUUUAUCCACAAAUAGACUACACUGUUGACAGAAAAAAGAACUUUUCACCUAUAAGAAACAGAUACAUGAAUACUGUUGGAAAGCUUGUUUUGUUUUUGUUUUUUUUUUAAACUGGAUAAAGGUAAUGUGCAAACUUCCUGCCUGUUGCUCAUUGUGAUGCCCUGACUGAGUGCUGCUACGAAGCAGAAACAGCGGAGGAUGCAGCUGACACUGCAGCAAGCUCUGGCCCAUGGGGAUUGGUAGAACACUGGUUCCAUUAUUCCCAAUAAAAUGUGUACCUGAUC